CCGCGCUGUGAUUGGUUUGCGGUGAGGCUGAGGGCGGGGCUUUCACUCAGGGCGUUUGGUGUUUACGAGCGUCAGAAUCACAAACUGAGACGCGACGCGAACGGAAGCGAUUUGAUAACUGAACUUCAGUGGUGGAUUCACAAACCUGACACUCAUAUUGUGCAGCAUGGACACAUUCUUGACCUCUGAUUGAUGAUAAUGGAGUGUAACCUCAUACAUGAUUACUGACAGAUAAUAUCAAAUCAUACAUGCCACAUCAAACAUAUAUGUGCAGGAUCUGUGGUGGAUGACACACGUUUCCAGUGUCCAAACAUGCCCAUCACACGUCUCAUCAACUUCCCUACAGACUCACCCUUCACCCCCACACCCUCCAUCGCCCGGGUAUCGCCCACGCCCCGUGCCCUGUGGCCCCCACUGGACUUCACCCUGGGCGCGCUGGCAUGUAGCGGCGCGUGCAUGUUCACCAACCCGCUAGAGGUGGUAAAGACCCGACUGCAGUUGCAGGGUGAGCUGCAGACGCCUGGGUCAUAUCAGCGGCACUACCGUGGGGUGUUGCAGGCGCUGUUGGUGGUCGGGCGGACGGACGGGGUUCGAGGGCUGCAGAAAGGCCUGACGGUGGCGCUGUUGUACCAGGGCCUGAUGAACGGGGUUCGACUCGGGUUCUACUCUUACACAGAGGCGCUGGGAUUUACCGCCGCACCGGGAGGAAGUCUGAUCGCAGGGGCCACAGCGGGAGCGCUCGGAGCGUUCAUCGCAUCCCCUGCUUAUCUGGUAAAGACUCAUCUGCAGGCGCAGGCGGUGGCGACCAUCGCUGUGGGACAUCAACACAACCAUCAGGGUGUGUUCAGUGCCUUUGUGUCCAUCUAUCAGCGAGAGGGUGUGUUGGGUCUGUGGCGGGGGGUGAACGGGGCCGUGCCCAGGGUCAUGGUGGGGUCAGCCGCUCAACUCGCCACAUUCAGCUCCGCAAAAGAAUGGGUCACACACGCACAGUGGUUCAGUCCACACAGUUGGCUCGCCGCUCUCACAGCUGCUAUUAUCAGUGGUGUUGCCGUGACGAUCACCAUGACACCGUUUGAUGUAAUCAGCACACGACUUUACAACCAACCAGUGGACGAGUUCAAAAGGGGUCGUCUGUAUUGUGGUUUUGUGGACUGCCUGAUGAAGGUUUGCGGGACAGAGGGGAUUGUGGGUCUGUAUAAAGGCAUGACUCCAGUGUUCGUGCGUUUGGCUCCUCACACGGUUCUCAGUAUGCUGCUGUGGGACGUCAUGAGACAGAGAGCACUCGUGUACAAACACUAACACACUUUUAUUAUAGUGGUGCUGAAUGACCUUACACCCAAAAUUAAGGCCUUGAGUUCACAUGCAAAAAAUCUCUUUCUGGACCGGGAGUUUUUUAUUAUUAUUAUUGUUGUUGUUGUUUUUAUUGUCAUGACUACAUGCAGAUGUUUAAACUUGAACUGCCUUUUUAAAUGCAUAUGAAGGGAUUGUGAUUAAUAGUCACAUGAUCAUGUUUAUAUUUGACCUCAUUAGUUUGUGUUAUUUUUAUGUGUAAAACAAUAAAGUGUUUUUAUUAUCAACAUACCUUUGAUUAAAUAACU
Molecule: messenger RNA, 1598 nt
Organism: Xyrauchen texanus (razorback sucker)
Lineage: Eukaryota; Metazoa; Chordata; Actinopteri; Cypriniformes; Catostomidae
Product: solute carrier family 25 member 34-like
Exons: 6
Coding region: 313-1299 (328 amino acids)
Source: RefSeq, a predicted model, not a curated record